GUAACGGAGCUCUUCAAUCGUAUUUUUACUUUCAGUUUAAUAAAUAUCACCAACGCAGUGACAAAUGGCGUACAGUGCAGCUGUUGUCUGCAGGAGAAGACAGAGCAUUAAGGAUCCACCCACAAUGAGUGAUCUGAGGAUUGUUCUUCUGGGGAAGAGCGUGUCAGAAAACAGUGGAGUGGGAAACUUCCUGUUGGGACGAUCAGCGUUUGACAGUGAAGCUCCUCCAGAUGUUGUAGAGAGAGUCGGAGGAAGAUUGAAGGACAGACACGUGAUGCUCAUCAACAGUCCUCAGCUGCUCCAGACACAUCUGUCACUCCGUCACAUCACACAGACAGUGAGAGAGUGUGUGAAUCUGUCUGAUCCAGGACCUCAUGCAUUCAUACUCGUACUGCAGCACAAUGACUUCACUGAGGAGGACAUGAGAAGAGUGAAAUAUGUGCUAAAAGAAUUCAAUGACGAGGCGAUUAAAUGCACCAUCGUGAUCACAACUGAUGAAGCAACAUGUGGUGGUAAACGGGCAUCUUUGAAAGUUAGUGAAUUAAUUCAACAAUUAUCUGCAGAAUGUGGAGGAGGACAUAUUCAACUUAAUAAUGAAACAGAGGAAUGGCUGUCUGAAAUAGCUCAACGGUUAGAGAUGAUUCUGAAACAAAACCCUGAGGAAUUUCUCAAAUGUGAACUAAAUGAUUAUGCAGAAGGAUCAUCAGUGGAUGAAGAUCAGAGCAACAGAUAUUUUGCUUCUCUCAGAAUAGAGAAAGAUCCUGAUUCAAAGGAUGAUGAACAACACCAAGAUACUCAUGCAGAGAUGAAGAAAUCAAAAAAGUUUUUUCAUCGUAUACCAAUAUUUGAUUUAUUUAUGGGUUACACAAAACAAAGUCCAAAGCAAAAUCAGCCAAAGGGAGGUGUAAGUGACACUAGACAACAGAGGCUGAACUUGGUGCUGUGUGGAAGUGAUGAAACACUGAAGGCCUCUGUAUCCAAAUAUAUAAGAAAAGAAAAAAAGACAAAUCUUCAGAUCAAUCUGGUGGAGCUUCCUGCUCUCAGUCAGCUCUCAGAGGAGGAAGUGAUGUCUCACGCUUAUGUCUGUGUGUCUCGCUGUGAUCCAGGAGUUCAUGUUUUCCUCCUAGUUAUUCCUGCUGGUCCACUUAAUAAUGAAGACAAAGCAGAAAUGGAGAACAUCAAGAAGAUAUUCAGCUCAAGAAUCAACAAACACCUCAUGGUUCUCAUAAUCCAAGAGAAGAGCAUGAUUAGCAAUCUGAAUAUACUUCACACUUCAGUUACUAAGACAUCUAUCCAGACACUUGGAGGUCAUAAUUUUGUUCUGGAGAACAGCUCACAGGUUCCAGAUCUACUGAAGGAUGUAGAGGAUAUGGUACAGGAGAACAAAGGAAGUUCCUACACAACAUUCAUGUACCUUCAGGAUCGAUUAGAACUGGAAAGAAACAAACACAGAGCUGAAAUGGAGGAACUGAAAAAAAAAAUUGUGAUGAAAACUCAAUCAACAGCAGCAGAUGUAACACAUGAUGAAGAUCUGAGGAUUGUGCUGCUGGGAAAGACGGGUGUGGGGAAGAGUGCAACAGGAAACACCAUACUGAGAAGAGACAUGUUUGAAUCAAUACCUAAUCCAUCCUCAGUGACCAGAGAGUGUCAGAAAGAAACAUCUGAGUUCAACAGAAGACAGAUAACUGUGAUCGACACUCCAGGACUGUUUGAUACUGGAGUUGAUAAUGACGAGACCUGGAAGGAGAUUGUGAAGUGCAUCUCAAUGGCGGCACCUGGACCACAUGUGUUUCUGCUGGUGAUUCAACUGGGACGAUUCACUCGAGAAGAGAAAGAUGCAGUGAAGAUGAUCCAGGAGGCUUUUGGAGAGGAAUCCAAAAUGUACACCAUUGUACUGUUCACCAGAGGAGAUGAACUUAGAGGAGCAACAAUUGAAGAUUAUGUUCAACGAAAUGACAGCUUAAAGAACCUCGUCCAUCAGUUUGGAAACAGAUACCAUGUGUUCAAUAACAAGGAGAAUAAAGAUUACACACAGGUUUCUGCUCUUCUGAAAAAGAUUGACUGGAUGUUGACAGUAAAUGGAGGGAGUUUCUACACCAAUGGGAUGUUCCAGCAGGUGGAGAAGAACAUCAAAGAGGAACAAGAGAGAAUACUGAUAGAGAAAGAAGAAGAGAUCAAGAGAAAUGAAGAAGAGCUGAAAACCAAAUAUGAAGCUGAAAUAGAACAAAUGAAGAAAGAAAAAGAGAGAGAAAGACAAGAGAUGCAGAAUGAACUGAGAAGAACUGAAGAGGAAUUCAAAAAGAGAGAGGAGGAGAUCAAGAAAGAGACCAAUGAAACCCUUCGAGAUGAGAUGCAGAGAAAACUGGAGGAGCACAAGAAACAAAUUGAAGAGGAGAAUGAAAGAAAGGAAAAAUCUUUAGGAGAAAUGCAACAGAGCUUCAUUAAAUUCCUGGAAGAAAAACACGAGAAGGACAAGCAAAAUCUUCAGGAGAAAAUUCAACAUGAAGCUAGAGAACAAGCAGAAUGUGAAUUUAGUGAAAAACUUAUGAAAGAAGUGAAUAAAGCUUUAGAAGAAGCUGAAGCAAAACUACCAUGUACAGCCAAACGAGCUCGUGACUGGAAUUACUAUAUUCCUGUUCUUGGAGGAGCUGCUGGAGGAGCUGUCGGUGGUGUUGAAGACAUUGUGCAGUGCAUUGGCAAAAUGAAAUUUAAACAUCAAGCCCAAAGUCAAAUUGAAGGUUGAAUUUAGGUAAAUCUUUUGAAACACAUAAGCACUGAUGGUGUGAGGACCCUAUUGUAAUUGCUCGGCUAAUUCUUCUUCUUCUCUGAAAUUAAUCGCAUUUUUGAGGGCCUAAACAUGCUCGAAAACUCAUGAAACUUUGCACACGUGUCAGAAGUGGUGAAAAUUUCUGAUAUGGGUUUCAGAAUUAGGUGUGGCAAAAUGGCUCAAUAGCGGCACCUACAAAAUUUCAAUUAAGCGCCCUUCGCGCUACAUUUCACGUACAGUUAUGAAAUUCGGUAGACACAUGUAACAGCCCAAUACCUACAAAAAAGCCCCUGGGUGCAAAAUCUGUAAACCCAACAGGAAUUUUUUGAUUUUUCUCUGGAAAAUUUUGGCAAAAUGGCUCAAUAGCACCACCUACAAAACUUCAACGAAGUGCCCCAGACGCUACGUCUCACGUACAAGUAUGAAAUUCGGUACACACAUCUAACAGUCUGAUACCUACAAAAAAGUCUCUUGGACCAUAAUCUGAAAACCGACAAGAAGUCAAAUAUUUUGAAGUAACUUUGGAAAAUUUGUGCAAUUUUUGCCAUUUCCAGACGUUGUACUUUAAUGAACUCCUCCUAGAGCUUUAAUAAGAUCAAGGUCAUAUUUGGUCAAUUUAAUCUAAAGGCCUUUGAGACGUUAAAUUGCGAAGAUCUUGAGUUUUCGCUGAAGGGCGUGUCUGUGGCGGCCUGACAAAUUUUGAUGUUUCGCCAUGAAACAGGAAGUUGUUGUAACUCAGGCAUACAAUGUCCGAUCUGCCCCAAACUUCACAUGUUUUAUUAGAGUCCUGGCCUGAAGACAUCUACAUGGCAAUAUUCAGUUACAGUCAAAGCGCCACCUGUGGGUAACAGGAAAUGACAUGUUUACACUGUGAUUAACUCCUUGUAGAGAUUUUACCAGAUCAAGAUCAUAUUUGGUCAGUCUAAUCGUAAGGCCUUAGCGAUGUUAAAUUGUGAAGAUCUUGAGUUUUCGCUGAAGGGCGUGUCCAUGGCGGCCUGACAAAUUUUGAUGUUUCGCCAUGAAAGAGGAAGCUGUUGUAACUCAGGCAUACAGUGUCCGAUCUGCCUCAAAGUUCACAUGUGUGAUAAGAGUACUGACCUAAAGACAUCUAUAUGCCAAUAUUCAGUUAGUCAUAGCGCCACCUGCUGGCAACAGGAAAUGGCAUGCUUUACACUGUAAUUCACUACCAGAAACACAUUUCAAUAUGCCACGAAGUGCCAAACAUACUAGAAACACGUUAAAUCAUGCAACACUUGGCUAAGUGCUAAUGUUUGCAAUUAACGCCACAAAACAGGAAGUUGUUGUAACUCAGGCAUACAAUGUUCGAUCUGCUCCAAACUUCACAUGUUUGAUAAUAGUCCUGGCCUGAAGACAUCUACAUGGCACUUUGAAAUGACUUUGCCAUAUUUCCCUUGUAGCCCACUGUUCACUGUUUUCCUAAGGCCAACUGAUGGCGGUGAUCCUGGGUGCGAGGGCCCUUUCAUCGCUGCUUGCCGCUUUAAUAACAUAUUGUAAUUUUUUUUUUUACUGUUGCCUUGUAUCAGUUACAUUCUCUUUAUUAAACUGUCAUUAGUCACCUGUACAUCAGGGGGUUCUCUAGCCAAAUAAGGUGCCAAUUCACCCAUUUAAGGUGUAAAGAAGAAGUAGGUAGUAGGAAGUUAAUGCUCUAUCCUCUAUCUGUGUUUAACUCCACUUUUAGACAUACACUCGCAAACUUCACAAAGCACUUCCCCUCGGGGGAAUCCCCACCGCCAUUUUGAAGCGCGUUCAACUUCGUCAAGUAGACGAGGGAAGUUUAUUUGAACAGACCCUCGACCCUCGGCCCCACGUACACUCUGCUUGUUACACACACAGGGAUGCGCAGCAGCACACAAACAUGCCAAAUAUUAAAAAUAAAAGGAUUACAAUGUAAAAGAUUAUUAUUGUGCAUAAAGAUAAAAAUGCCUAUACAUCUCAUAAUGGAUAGUCAUUGCAUGUAUCAGAAUUACCUAUUUGCAGUAAUGACAAAUGAAACUGGCUAAUUAUUUGAACAAUCGUGGCAAUGUAUGUAUUGAAACUGACUGGUCCGGUUGAGGGUGUCUAUAUUACUCCAUGUAAAUAGCAAUAGCAUGGCUUUUAAAGGGAAUUAGAGAUAAGACUCUGGUUGGUGUACGUUAUGCCCAAAACACACUCAUGACAACCGUUUUGGACAAUGCACCUGGCACGCCAACCAUUUUUCCCAUCGUUAAACUAGCAAAAGUGGAUUCGGACACGCCCUAAGUGCACCUGCUCCAUGCGCUCCUUAAAAUAGGGCCCUAUGUGAUAGGUUGUAAUAUUUACUGUAUACACAAUGCUUUGUUCUGAUUAUGUUGUAAUGUUUUUCUUUUUGUUUUUUGUUUUGUUUUUUAUCUUUGUACAUAUUUGUUUUUUUUAUGCACAACUAUGAAAAUCAGUUAGUCAGUGUGUAUGAUUCAUUUCCAAAAAUUAAAGAUGAUUUUCUCAUGUAACACAAGUUUUUGUUUCUGAGCAUGACUGAAAUAAGUCUGGAACAAAAAUAUUUAUCAUGCAAUUCAACCAGAACUGCAGAAAAUAUUAUGAAUAUUGAAUUGUCUUUUUAUGCUUAGUUUGUCUCUAUAUAUGGUAUGUAAGGGCAAUUUUAGGUUGACAGAAGGGUUUGACAUAUAAAGAACCAAUUGUAUUGUAGAAUGCUUUGCCUUUCUCCUAUCUUAUAUAAACUGUUGUAUUGUU
Ctenopharyngodon idella (grass carp) is the source of this 5494-nucleotide messenger RNA. Its product is annotated as GTPase IMAP family member 8-like. The coding region runs from base 65 to 2743 and encodes 892 amino acids. Gene Ontology annotation, molecular function: GTP binding. Lineage: Eukaryota; Metazoa; Chordata; Actinopteri; Cypriniformes; Xenocyprididae. The record is from RefSeq and is a predicted model, not a curated record. The transcript is spliced from 6 exons.